Fomitiporia mediterranea MF3/22 is the source of this 573-nucleotide messenger RNA. Its product is annotated as coatomer protein. Bases 1 to 561 code for a protein of 186 amino acids. The transcript is spliced from 4 exons. The record is from RefSeq and is a predicted model, not a curated record. Gene Ontology annotation, cellular component: COPI vesicle coat. NCBI's taxonomy places the organism in Eukaryota, Fungi, Basidiomycota, Agaricomycetes, Hymenochaetales, Hymenochaetaceae. Gene Ontology annotation, biological process: intra-Golgi vesicle-mediated transport; intracellular protein transport; retrograde vesicle-mediated transport, Golgi to endoplasmic reticulum.
AUGCAAAAUCUCACGUUAUAUACAACAACCGCAUUCCUCAUCCUAGACUCGGACGGGCAUCGCGUUCUUGCCAAGUACUACCGACCAAAAUCGUCUCCGUAUGGAGAACUGAAGGGGCUUAAUACCGUCAAAGAGCAGAAAGCUUUUGAGAAGGGCCUUUGGGAGAAGACUAAGAAAGCCGGAGGUGACGUUAUACUCUACGACGGCCGUUUAGCGGUUUACAAACACUCUCCAGACUUGAUAUUCUACAUCAUUGGGAACGCAGACGAGAAUGAACUCAUGCUCUCACUCGCUCUCAACUCAUUCUACGAUGCCCUCUCCGUACUUCUACGCAAUCAGAUCGAGAAACGGGCUGUGUUAGAGAAUUACGACCUUGUCAUGCUCUGCCUGGACGAGACUGUUGAUGACGGUGUUAUCGUCGAAACGGACUCGACAACAAUCGCUUCACGCGUCAGCCGGCCAAGGGCAGAUCCGACGGACAUCGUGAUCAACGAGCAGACGCUGAUGAAUGCGUAUCAAACGGUCAAGGAGAAGAUGCAGCAGAGAAUACAGCAAUUAUAGUGCGACGACGGC